Messenger RNA from Onychomys torridus (southern grasshopper mouse), 901 nucleotides. RefSeq names its product rho GTPase-activating protein 45-like. Lineage: Eukaryota; Metazoa; Chordata; Mammalia; Rodentia; Cricetidae. The annotation marks the transcript as partial. The transcript is spliced from 7 exons. The record is from RefSeq and is a predicted model, not a curated record.
AUGGGACCCUUAAGGGGCUCCUCGGCUGGGUUUGUGGUUGGACCAGAGCUUGGAGAGCAGGACUGGGCACCACGGGCUGUGGGCUUCCUGGGCUGUGUCCUGGAGAGCCAUCCAGUGUGGCUGAGGAAGAAACGAGAACUAAUGAAAACCCCCUCUAUUUCCAAAAAGAACCGCGCGGGGAGCCCCAACCCGCCAAUCCUCCUCAGGGGAACUGCCCAGGAAGGAUUGUCCAGAGGCUCCAGGCUGGAGCCGCCAGCCACGUCCCUGUCCACGGGCGCCAAGGCCACAGGCACACUCAAAAGACCCACCAGCCUGAGCCGCCAUGCCAGUGCUGCGGGCUUCCCACUCUCAGGGGCUGCCACCUGGACCCUGGGCAGGGGCUACCGAAGCCCCCUGUCCGCUGCCAGCCCCGCAGAGCUCCCCAGUGAGGGACCUUUCCCUGAUGGCGUAGAAGACAUCUCAACCCUCUUGGCUGACGUGUCCCGCUUUGCUGAGGGCUUGGAGAAACUCAAGGAGUUUGUGCUGCGAGACGACCUCCUUGAGGCCCGGAGGCCGCUGGCCCAUGAGUGUCUGGGUGAAGCCCUGCGUGUGAUGCGCCAGGUCAUCUCCAAAUACCCGCUCCUGAACACUGUGGAGACGCUCACAGCUGCGGGCACGCUCAUUGCCAAGGUCAAAGCCUUUCAUUAUGAGUGCAACAAUGAAUCGGAUAAGAGGGAGUUUGAAAAGGCUCUGGAGACCAUUGCUGUGUCCUUCAGCUGCACUGUCUCUGAGUUCCUGUUGGGUGAAGUGGAUAGCAGUACCCUUCUGGCCGUGCCCCCCGGGGACCCCAGCCAGUCCAUGGAGAACCUUUACGGACCCGGCGGCGAGGGGCCCCCGCCCGGUGUGGAGGAAUGUGAGGAGG